Messenger RNA from Ficedula albicollis (Collared flycatcher), 1345 nucleotides. It is a transcript of the gene FAS, whose product is annotated as Fas cell surface death receptor. Gene Ontology annotation, cellular component: CD95 death-inducing signaling complex; external side of plasma membrane; membrane raft. Gene Ontology annotation, molecular function: protein binding; tumor necrosis factor receptor activity. The coding region runs from base 1 to 1344 and encodes 447 amino acids. The record is from RefSeq and is a predicted model, not a curated record. Gene Ontology annotation, biological process: activation-induced cell death of T cells; negative regulation of apoptotic process; extrinsic apoptotic signaling pathway in absence of ligand. The transcript is spliced from 10 exons. NCBI's taxonomy places the organism in Eukaryota, Metazoa, Chordata, Aves, Passeriformes, Muscicapidae.
AUGCCAGCUCGAUUGCAGCCAUGGUCUUCCCAAGGCAACAGAAUCAUGUCAAAACCUGAGAAAUCAAAACACGUAUUGGUAACUAGUGCCGUCACAUCAUUUCUGACUCUACAAAGCGGGCCAGACUACCAGCGCUACAAACCACUGAAAGCUUGCAGGAAAAGCACAAGAGGGGGCGAGGACAGGGCGAGGGCAGCCCGGGUGUCCCGCCGGAAGGUGCCGGGCAGAGGCGGCAUGCGGAAGGUGCGGGACAGCGGCGGCGUGGCCCGGGGACUCCUGCUCCUGCUCCUCGUGGCUGUCUCAAUUAUUGAAACACAGUGCAAAAAUUCUACUGAAGCUCUAAUAAGAUACCACAGGAGGAUCAUUUCCAGGAGAGAAGUUAACUGCAACGAGGAUGAAUACCAAUUAGACACUCAAUGCUGCAAGAAAUGUUCAAGUGGUUUUGUUAAAAAUGUCUCCUGCCCAACAGAUAUUAUCAAACACUGUGUUCCAUGUGGGAAAGGAAAGGAAUUCAUAGAUCACCCCAACGACCUGGACAAGUGUUUGAGAUGCAGAUUGUGUGACAGCACAUUUGGUUGGGAGGUUGUAAAGAACUGUACCCCAGAAGAGAACACACAGUGUGCCUGUGCAAAGAACUAUUACUGCAGUUCUGUAAGAUGUGACCAUUGCUAUCCAUGUACCAUAUGUGAAAGUGGUGUGAUUGAAGAACAAUGUACUCCAUCUUCAGACACUGUAUGUGGAACAAAAGAGCCAGGAACGCUGUGGUUGGCCAUUGCUGUGGUAGUUCUGGUAGCACUGCUAGCAAUAGCAAUUAUUGGACUAAUAUGGUGGCGCAAGAAAAAACGGAACCAUCUUACAAUCAAUGGGCACCCAAAUAAUGUGGUUUACAAACCAGAGCCUCGUGAGAAUGUACCUCUCAUAGACAUGGAUGUUGACCUGAGCAGCCACGUUCCUGGAAUUGUGGCAGAGAUGACGCUGGCAGACGUCAAGAAAUUUGUUCGUCACCACCAAGUAUCAGAGCCUGCCAUAGACCAAAGCAUUCAGGAUUGUCCUGGUGAUACAUCUGAACAGAAGAUCAGGCUGUUUCGAGUCUGGUAUCAGAGUCAUGGGAUGAAGGGAGCCUAUGGAACCCUGAUAAACAGCCUGAGAGAGUUAAAAAUGUGUGCUGCAGCUGAUACAAUUGACAAAAAACUGAAGGCAGCUAUUUCCAGCUCUCAGGAAGGGGGAAAGUCUUAUAAUCCUGACACUGAGCAGAGCAAAACUUGCACUCAAGAGGGCAGAAACUCUUACAAUGAUAGUGCUGAGCUAAGUGAAGUCUGUACUGGUGGUUUGGAAGAGACCUAGC